AGGCUCCUACCCAACCUCAACCUCAAGGAGCCCAGAACCUCGGGCUGUACCCUCGUCCAACUCGCAGAAGACAAGUCUCUUCUUCCCUUGUGGCUGGAGGAAAACUAAAUCAUAGACACAAAUGGCUGACGAGGCUUCUACUACCCAGUCCAAACGUUUGGAAGGAAAAGUGGCCAUCGUCACCGGCGGCGCCAGCGGCAUCGGCGAGACCACCGCUCGUCUCUUUGCGGAUCACGGCUCUCGCGUGGUGGUGAUCGCAGACAUCCAAGACGAGAAAGGGGAACAUGUGGCAACCUCCAUAGGUACCCACCGAUGCAGCUACAUCCACUGUGAUGUGGCCGAUGAAGAUCAAGUGAGGUCCAUGGUUGAAUGGACGGUCCAGAAGUACGGACGCCUCGAUAUCAUGUUCAGCAACGCGGGGAUUCUCAACAACCAUCAGACCAUCCUGGACCUCGAUCUAACGGCCAUGGAUAGACUCUUCUCCAUCAACGUCAAGGGAAUGGUGGCCUGCGUGAAGCACGCGGGGAGAGCCAUGGUGGAUGGGGGAGUGAAGGGGAGCAUCGUGUGUACGGCGAGUGUUGCAGCGAGUGUGGGUGGGACGAGUCACACGGAUUAUACCAUGUCGAAGCAUGCGGUGUUGGGGUUGGUGAGAUCGGCGAGCCGCCAAAUGGGGCGGUACGGGAUCAGAGUGAACUGCGUGUCGCCCUCCGGGUUGGCGACGCCGCUGUCGUGUCGAAUGUUGGGGAUGGACGAGGAUGGGGUGGAGGAGCAGAUCUCCAAGACCACCAGCCUGGAAGGAUUGGUGUUGAAGGCGAAUCAUGUGGCGGAGGCCGUGUUGUUCCUUGCUUCCGAUGCGUCUGCCUUCGUCACUGGCCAUAAUCUCGCCGUCGACGGUGGUUUCCUCCCCCCACCACCUCGUAGCGACUUAUCAUAAUCAUCUUCUGGUCGGUAUUCUCCGUUUAAAUUUCUAGGGUUCUCUUGGCCCUAAUUCUCGCUGUCUCCUAAAAUAGUUGAUUGUAUUUAUUUUCGUUCAGGCGUGCCAGAAUUCAUUUUGUUUUUGACUCAAAACAAUCUGACUUUGAUCAAACGAAUUGAGUUCUUAUUUGCCCCAA
Molecule: messenger RNA, 1112 nt
Organism: Macadamia integrifolia
Lineage: Eukaryota; Viridiplantae; Streptophyta; Magnoliopsida; Proteales; Proteaceae
Product: short-chain dehydrogenase reductase 3b-like
Exons: 1
Coding region: 122-934 (270 amino acids)
Molecular function (GO): oxidoreductase activity
Source: RefSeq, a predicted model, not a curated record